Messenger RNA from Aspergillus chevalieri, 936 nucleotides. RefSeq lists its product as uncharacterized. Lineage: Eukaryota; Fungi; Ascomycota; Eurotiomycetes; Eurotiales; Aspergillaceae. The transcript has 2 exons. The record is from RefSeq and is a predicted model, not a curated record. The coding region runs from base 1 to 936 and encodes 311 amino acids.
AUGGAUCCCGAAUACUCCGAAGAAUACGACCAGAAACCCCUCCUGUUCAAACUAUUCGAAGACUGGGACACUGAAGAAGUAAUCCAAGGCAAGAAAAGACUUGAAGCGCUGGUCAACGGCGAUGUGAACCCCCGCGACGCAGCUAUAGAAUUCAACACGGUCAUCGUGCAAGAAGCCUACCGGAGAAAGGAAGAGCUUCUGAAACGCCCAGAUCCUCGAAAUCUCACCCCGGAAGAAGAGGAGCAUGGCAUUCCGAGCAUGCGUGCGAUCGCACCGAAUCCAAGCGGGGAUCUUGAAGAGCUUAUCCAGUGGAUUGCGCGGUUGUGCUCUGCUUUUCCGCCAUACCAUCCGGGGCAGGAUCGAAUUAUUAAGUUUCUAGAGGUGCUGCGCGACCUGCCGAGGCGGGAGGUACCAGAUGGUGUUCCACCGGAGGAUGGUUCGGAAGAGCCCUAUCCUACGAUGACGUUCUGGGAGUUUGAGAGUUGGGGGUGGUUAGCGGAGAUUUUCCGUGUUGAGGAAUCAGCAUGCCAGCCGCCCCUCCGCUGGCGCAACUGGCAAAGCAGCAUCGCCCGCCUAGCAACCCUCAACCUAAUCAAGUGCGACUUCCUCUGCUCCCUAGAACAUCUCCUCCCCUCCAGCCGUGAAUACCCCGACCUCGUCAAGCGCCCCAUCGACGGGCCCAACAAAAUCGGGAACUACCUCAUCGGCGCUGCCCAGUGGAUUAUAUACCCGGAUGAGGGCCGGUAUGUCUACGAACAGUGUAAGGAGUGUGAAAAGGUCCCUGGGUUGAGUCCGCGGGAGAUGUGGAGUAUGGAGCGGUGGAGAGAGUGGAAGGCGCAGUUUGGGUUUGUUGCUGGGGACGAGAGGUUUCAGGGGAAGUUUCGGGAGGUGGCGAGGUUGGCGUUUGAGAAGAUGGGGGAGUAUGAGCGUUGUUAG